ACACAACGCUGCGGAUUAAAGGACUCUUUAUUAAACGAUAUGAGUGACGAAUAUUAUCUAGAGCUCAGUGAAAACCCCGUGCAGUUUGAGAACGCGUCGAGCGUCAACAAUGUGUUUUUUGACGAGGCGAAUAAACAGGUGUUUGCUGUACGGUCUGGUGGGGCCACAGGUGUUGUGGUUAAAGGACCAGAUGACAAGAGCUCAGCGGCUUUCAGAAUGGAUGACAAAGGAGAGGUGAAGUGUAUCAAAUUCUCAUUGGGGAACAAAAUCUUAGCUGUGCAGCGCACUACAAAAUCAGUUGAUUUCAUAAACUUUAUUCCUGACUAUCCACACUUGGAAUUCUCCCAUGAGUGCAAGACAAAAAAUGCCAGUAUUCUCGGGUUUUGUUGGACCAACUGGAAUGAGAUUGUAUUCGUCACUGACCAGGGAAUAGAAUUCUACCAGGUGCUGCCCGAUAAACGAACCCUGAAGCUCUUAAAGAGCCAGAGCAUCAAUGUUAACUGGUACAUGUAUUGCCCAGAGACGGCCGUUCUUCUCCUUUCCACCACCGUACAGGGCAAUGUGCUGCAGCCAUUUGCUUUCAAGAGUGCGACCAUGUCAAAGAUGUCCAAGUUUGAGAUUGAGCUGCCAGCCGUUCCCAAACCAGCCAAGCUCAGCCUCUCUGAACGUGACAUCGCUGUGGCCACAAUUUACGAUCAGCUGUAUGUGAUGUACCUGAAGCAUCACUCCAGAACCACUAACAGUCCUGGAGCAGAGGUGGUCCUCUAUCAUCUGCCCAGAGAAGGCACCUGUAAGAAGACUCAUAUGCUCAAACUAAACACCACGGGCAAGUUUGCACUGAACGUGGUGGAUAAUCUAGUUGUGGUGCACCAUCAGAGCUCACAGACUUCACUCAUUUAUGACAUAAAAUUAAGGGAAUUAGACGGUAAUGUAAAUGUGCAUCAGCCUGUGCUUCCUGCGCGAUCCAUCAACCCCUUCAAGAUCCCUCUCACAGGACCUGCGGCCGCUCCAAGUCAGGCCCCUGUGCCCUGCGAACUUUAUUCAUCUUCCUGGAGUGUUUUUCAACCAGAUAUCAUCAUCAGUGCUAGCGAAGGAUAUCUGUGGUACCUCCAGGUGAAGCUCCAGCCCACGCUGAAUCUCCUGCAGGAUAAAGGCAAACUCAUGGACUUCCUGUUGCGGAGGCGAGACUGCAAAAUGGUCAUCUUGUCUGUAUGCUCACAAAUGCUUAUAGGUGGCGAUAAAGGGAACCUUUCUGUGGUGGCUACAGUGUUUGAUAAACUCAACCAAGUGUACAAAGAUUACCUGGACGCAGAGCAAGCGUACACUGCGGCUAUGGAAUCAGGGCCCAGCCGCUCCAGCACUUCUUAUAAAAGGCCUGUCCGGACACAGGCGGUGAUAGACCAGUCAGACAUGUACACACACGUGCUGUCGGACUUCACCGAGAAGAAGGACGCGAAGCAUAAAUUCAUCAUUGCUGUUCUCAUGGAGUACAUUCGCUCCCUUAACCAGUUUCAAAUCCCCGUUCAGCACUAUUUGUAUGAGCUGGUUAUCAAAACUCUGGUCCAGCACAAUCUUUUCUACAUGCUGCACCAGUUUCUCCAGUAUCACGUCCUGAGCGACUCCAAACCACUGGCCUGUCUGCUGCUGUCUCUGGAGAGCACGUAUCCUCCUGCUCACCAGCUUUCUCUGGACAUGCUCAAGAGGCUGUCCACCGCUAAUGAUGAGAUUGUGGAGGUUCUUCUGUCCAAGCAGCAGGUUUUAGCCGCUCUGCGCUUCGUUCGAAGCGUCGGUGGCCACGACAACGUCUCCGCUCGGAAGUUUCUGGACGCUGCACGGCAAACCAACAACACAAUGUUGUUCUACACCAUCUUCCGCUUCUUCGAGCAGAGGAAUAUGCGAUUACGUGGUAAUCCUGGUUUUAACCAAGGAGAGCACUGUGAGGAGCACGUUGUCUUCUUCAAGGAAACGUUUGGGGAGAACGCUUUGAUGAAACAAGCCACGGCGUGAAGGACCACGGUAACAGCUAAAACGAUGGUUUAACCAGAAGGAAUCUAUUCCAUUGAGUAGCAAAAUGAAAACCAACUGUAUGAAGCUCAUACAAACACUAGAGCGAGUCCAGUGUUAAAAGAGACGCUUAACUGUCUUUUCUAUGCAUGUUUGCCAUAAAGUACAGAUGGGUUUAGGAGGAUAACGCAGUAACAGAUUGGUUUCAAUGGAGAAUUACUAAAA
Molecule: messenger RNA, 2229 nt
Organism: Rhinichthys klamathensis goyatoka
Lineage: Eukaryota; Metazoa; Chordata; Actinopteri; Cypriniformes; Leuciscidae
Gene: rmc1
Product: regulator of MON1-CCZ1
Exons: 20
Coding region: 40-2007 (655 amino acids)
Biological process (GO): regulation of autophagy
Cellular component (GO): lysosomal membrane; late endosome membrane; Mon1-Ccz1 complex
Source: RefSeq, a predicted model, not a curated record